AUGAUUUUUUUCAUCCUACGUAAAUUAUUACGUAGAAAAAAAUCACGUAGGAAAAAUAUUUACGUAGGAUUUCAUAACGUGACGGAAAUUAUUUAAAAAUUAUUUUGUCAAUGUGAAUAUUUUUUUCAAGAAUAUUUAAUAAAAAUUUUAAGUAACAUAACUGUGGAUUAAUAUGGAUUUAAGAGUGUUUAAUAUUCAUUUCACAUAUAUUGAAAGUGAAAACAAAACAUUGUGUCAUCAUUGCAAAAAAAAAUAUGCAGGAAAAAGUAUGCAUAACCUCAAACGUCACUUAACUGAUAAGCAUCAAGAACAAGCAAAUGAUACAAAUGUCAAAUAUAGAGAAAAACGUCCUGCAUCAACUUCUACAGCAGAUGAGGCUCCACCACAAAAAAAACUCAAAAAAUUAGUUGCGUCUGACUUUAUAAGAUCCUCUGUUGAGCUUGUUGUCCUAAACUUACUACCAUAUAGUAUAUUCUCAAUGAAAGCAUUUAAGGAUCUAAUUUACAAUCAUCAAGUAACAACUGGCAUCACAAUGAAUUAUUGUAAUGCACAAAAAUAUGUCACAGAAACCGCAAAAGCCUUAAAACAGAAGAUUAAAUUGGAAGUUAAGGACCGAAUGAUUGGAUUAAAGGUAGAUGUUGCAACGAGAUUGGGUCGUAGUGUUUUGGGCAUCAAUAUUCAAUUCUUUUCUGAAAUUGAAAGAAAAAUUUUGGUUCGUACAAUAGGAAUGAUUGAAAUGCAUCGACGACACACGGCUGAGAAUAUUAAUCUUAUUAUAAGCAGCUUACUUGGAGAGUACGGCAUUGAUAAAAGAUCAGUAGCAAGUUUUACAUGUGACAAUGGCGCUAACAUUGUUGCCACAGCUAAAUUGUUUCAAAACUACCAAAAUAGUUUAUUGCUUUGUGACGAAUUGGAAGAACUUGGACAGCAAUUAAAUGACGAAGAAAUUGACGAUGAAGAUGAUGCUGAAAAUUUUGACGAGAACGGUCCUUUAGAUAUUCCCAGUAACAUUAAAGAUGCUCUUAAGGAUAUCACAUCUGUUGCUGUUUUAGUUCGCUGCUCUAUUCAUACUCUUCAAUUGUGUGUUCACGAUUCGCUAAAUGAUAUCAAGAAAGAUUAUAGGAAUGAACUUGAUGAGAUAAGAAAAGUAGUUAAAAAUUUAAAGUCCAGCACGUAUUGUGAGCAAAUCAAAAGUUUAAAGAUUAAAGUUCCAGGCAUCGAUGUCAUCACUCGUUGGAACUCCUCAUUUAUCAUGAUUAGAAAGCUGAUAAACAUACAAGAGGACCUAAACAGUUUGUUUGAGUAUUUUUCAGGAGAUGCAUUAGAAAAGAUCAAAUUGGAAACUCGACAUUGGACUUUCAUGCAGAAAUUUUACGAUGCUUUCCUUCCAUGCUAUAAUUUGACUAUGAAACUUCAGAGCUCAGACGUCGGAAUGGGUGAUUUCUACGCAAGUUGGAAGAAGACUAUGUUUGAUAUGAAGGACAAUUUAGAGCAAAAUGAAUUUUCAAAGAUUGUUUUUGAUCAUAUGCGUCAACGAUCGAUCAAAUUGUUUGAAAAUAAUGAUAUUCUGCUGGCUAGUCUCUAUAUUGAUCCAAGAUUUAACUUCAAUGGAAGACAGUUUUUUAGUGACACUCAAAACUGUCGUGCUGAGGUACGUUUAGGCUAAUAAAUCAUAAGCUAUAAGCUGAUGAGAGAAAUUUUGUUCAAUCGUAGGCAUACAUCUUAAAAGUCUGUAAACAAGUGGCACGUUUAAAAUCAGUUGAUCCGUUGAAUGUUCCUAAUGAUGUUGGCUGUGCGUUGACUGAAUUUGACUUAUUUCUUGAUGAGGAUUUUGAAAGCAUCCAGCAAAGGGUCCCUGAAAAUGACGAUAAGAAAUUAUUAGACAAAAUCCAAAAAUGUCGAUUCCAAUCCAGAAUUUUAGUUUCAAACGAAAAUUUCAACAUAUUUUCAUAUCUUGAAGCCAAAUAUUCAAAUGAUCCUGUAAUGUUGGAAGCCUGUUAUGCAAUAGCAGCAACUCCAAGUAACCAAUCCUCUGUUGAACGUUGUUUCAGCGCUUUAAGAAUUCUUUUAAGUCACUUGCGCUUUAAUUUAUCUUCUUCAAUGAUAAAUGAUAUUUUGAUCUGUCACUUGAACUGCCAUUUACUUUCUAAAAUUGAUUUUAACAUGAUUGAAAUAUAAAGGCCAUUCGAUUCCUGAUUCUUACCUUUAUUUUCAUCAAAAAUUAAGUUCCUUAAAAAAAUGCAAUUUAUCGAUCAAUGUUUUCACGCAAAUUAUGUCAAUACUUCCUUUAAUAUCCAUGUAUAAUUGUUAUAAAAACUUAAUAAGCUAUUAACAGCAAUAAACACUUCAUUUUUAGCUAAAAUAUUUUUGUAAACAAAAGUCACAUUGACAAAAUAAUUUUUAAAUAAUUUCCG
This is a messenger RNA of Chironomus riparius, 2414 nucleotides long. Lineage: Eukaryota; Metazoa; Arthropoda; Insecta; Diptera; Chironomidae. The record is from the annotation of a GenBank genome assembly.